Rana temporaria (common frog) is the source of this 1079-nucleotide messenger RNA. RefSeq names its product ankyrin repeat domain 45 (gene ANKRD45). Gene Ontology annotation, molecular function: protein binding. Lineage: Eukaryota; Metazoa; Chordata; Amphibia; Anura; Ranidae. The record is from RefSeq and is a predicted model, not a curated record. The transcript is spliced from 6 exons. The coding region runs from base 143 to 823 and encodes 226 amino acids.
CAUAGCGAGGCUUGGAGCGCACUUCCGGCUGAGAAUGCUACCAUGGUAACGCGUCUCACGGGCUCUGCCCCAUUCACUGUGCUGAAGGACGAGGCUGUGAAAGGCCUUUGUGACAUUCGACAGAGAUACUGAAGGACUGAGGAUGGAGACAUUAAAACCUGCUUUUACAGAGAAUCCAGUACUUCUGUACACUUUGGAAGGGAACAUCGAAGGCCUCCAGUCCUUAUUCGAAGAUCCAGCUGAGGCUCAUCAUGAGCAAGGCAGCAAACUGCUCCUGGAGGAAGAUCUACUAGGGAGAAGCCCUCUGUUUUUAGCCUGUAUUCUUGGUCGUACUGAGGUUGUAAGAGCAUUAGUAAAGUAUGGAGCAAAUAUUAAUCAACAAACAACUCGAGGUUACUUGCCAUUGCAUUGUGCUGCAGCAUGGGGUCAUCUAGAGGUAUUAAAGACUCUAGUAGAACUAGGAGGUGAUAUCUUGCUGUUAAAUUUCCGAGAAGAAAAGGCAUGUGAUAUCGCUGCCAGAUAUAACAAGACAGACUGUGCUGAUUUUCUCCAGUGGGCUGAAGCCAGGCUGGCUCUGAAGACUUACAUAGGUUUUAUUCAGCAAACCAUCUCAGACCCUGAAAAGGUUCAAGGGAGACUCCAUAAAGAUGAUAAGAAAUUAGCUGUGAAUGCUUGUAAAGCCAAAAAUGAAUGGCUGGAGAACAACAAAAAUGCAACAACACAAGACUUUGUAGACCAGAAGCUACAACUGGAAAGCACCAUGCAGUCUGUCUUCACAAAACUUGAUACACCACGUGCAGAAACCGGAAAAUCCAAACGCUGAUAUAUGCUGAGCAUCAGAUUUAAUUUAUUUUUUCAGAUGUAUUUUUAUUAUAGCCUUCAUGUAUAUGGAGACAGAAAAUUGUUUAUUUUACCUCCUAUACCACUCUUACUACCUAUUUUUUUUUCUACAAAUGACAUAAAUUCUAAUAUUGUAAGUCUCCAUUACUAAAAUCUCAUAUAAGUUUUAACAUGUAAAUGUAAUUAAACAUGUUUUCAAUGUUUGAAAUAUGACCUUUAUUAAAAUACUGGUGAUCCUG